Molecule: messenger RNA, 2258 nt
Organism: Salvia splendens (bonfire salvia)
Lineage: Eukaryota; Viridiplantae; Streptophyta; Magnoliopsida; Lamiales; Lamiaceae
Product: pentatricopeptide repeat-containing protein At5g15980, mitochondrial
Exons: 1
Coding region: 138-2090 (650 amino acids)
Biological process (GO): RNA splicing
Molecular function (GO): protein binding
Source: RefSeq, a predicted model, not a curated record
AUCUCUCUUCUCCCCUUAAAACCCUAAUCUGAAGUUCUUGAACAUUAUCAAAAGCCCCCAACUCUCUCUCUCUCUCUCUCUCUCUCUCUCUCUCUCAUCCAUUGAAGAAGACAACAGCUCGAGAUCAAUCCAAUACAAUGAGGAACCAAUGCCUCCGCCUUCUUCUCCUCCGCUGCCACCCUCCAUCCGCGCCUCACAUUUCUCAGGUACACCAUUUCCGCUCCUUCCCUUCCUCACUCCUCCACGCACCUGCACCUCACCCGAUCCCGAUUCCCUUCUCACUAACUCGCCAUUUCACCUCAUCCACGGACCCUGCCGUCGAGCUUCCCAAACCAAGGGCCGAUCAAGCUGCUCUAAUCGAAAUUUUCUCUAAACCUGAAAUUUCUAUUGACGCGAUUAAGUCCGAUUUAGAUUCUAAGAAUGUUAUCGUGUCGCAUGAUUUGAUUUUAGAAGUGUUAAAAACUCCCAAUAUUGACCCUGAUGUUGCCAGGCGGAUUUUUUAUUGGGUUUCGGGUAGUCAGAGGGAGAUUUUGAGCUGUAAUUCGUAUAAUAUGAUGAUUGGGAUCUUAGGGGGUAAUGGAUUUGUGAAGGAAACUUGGGAAUUGAUUAAUGUUAUGAAAAAGAAGCGGUACGGUGUGAAGAGGGGCGCAUUUGAUAGAAUUUCUGAGAGGUUUAUGAAAGAUGGGGCUAUUGAUGACGUUGAGAAGUUGAAGGCUGUGUAUGCAACGCGUUUCGGUGGCCGCAAGAGCAAGGAUGUGGCCGGAGGAGAUUCUGGUGUAAGUGACUGUGUUAGGGUUGGCGAGAUCAUUAGGGGACAAGUUUGGGGAGAUGAUGUUGAGAAAGAGUUGAAAGAAUUGGGUGUGGAGUUCUCGAGUGAUCUGGUCAAGGGGGUGCUGGGGAUGCUUGGAGGCGAUCCGAAUAAAGCUUUGAUUUUCUUUAGGUGGGUUGAGGAUAGCGGUGUGUUUAAGCAUGAUGAGCAUUCGUAUAAUGCACUAGCAAGAGUGUUGGGUAAUGAAGACCACAGUCAGAAAUUUUGGAGGUUCAUUGAUGAAAUGAGAAGUGAAGGGCAUGAGAUGGCGAGGGAGACCUAUGUUAGUGUCUGUAAGCAGUUUCUUAAGAAGAAAAUGAUAGAGGAUGCUGUGAAUUUGUUCGAAUUUGCAGCGAAUGGUGUGAAUAAGCCGUCUGUUGAGGACUGCACUUUGCUUUUGAAGAAAAUAGUUGCCAGCGAAGAACUAGAUAUGGACUCGUUUCUGAAAGUUGUUGAGGUCUUCAAGGCUAAUGGAAAUGCGUUUACUGAUAAUAUCGUCGAGGCACUUGUCAAAUCUUUGAUUAGUGUGGGGAGGAUGAAUGAGUGCAAUAGCAUAUUGGCAGAGUUGAUGGAGGCUGGUUAUGUCCCUUCUGGUGAUGUGCAGCGUAAGAUUGCGUUUAAGCUCAGUAAGUAUGGAGACACAGGAAAGGCGCUGGAGUUUGUGGAUAAGAUGAUGGCUUCCUUCGAUUAUUCACCUUGGAUAUCUUUAGUUAAAGGAUUCUGCGAGGAGCACAAUCUGGAUGGAGCAUCUAUUAGCGUUGAAAAGAUGGUGAAGAAACUAGGUGCCUCCUCUUGUGGCGGGCGCCCUAUAGACUUGUUGGUCGGCGCAUACUGUCAGCAAAACAGGCCAUUGGGGGCAUACAAGUUUGUUAAGAAGAUGGUUAAUGAGAAAUUCUUAAGGCCAAGGCACACGUUGUACAAAACACUAACAAGGAGGCUAUUAGCCAGAAAACAUUUCAAAGAAGCUCUAGAUGUUAUGUGUAUGAUGAAGAACCAAGGCUACCCUGCCGAUGUGGAUUCCUUCAUCCCGUACCUUGCCAAGAAAGGAACUACUGAAGAAGCUGUUGCAUUUACACAGGGCAUGACUUCGAAGAGAUCUCCAGCGAUUCCUUUUUUCCUUCGGUUGUUUGAGGCGUAUCUCUCAGCCGGAAGACAGUCUCAGGCGCACGACUUCCUUGCAACAUGCCCAGGAUAUGUUAAAGAUCAUGCUGAUGUUUUGGAUCUGUUCACUUCUAACAUGUCGGGUGCAGCCAAGAAGAAGGCUGCGGAUGUUGCGGUGUAGUGUUUAGAUGUGAUAGUUUUGUUUUUUGGUACACUAUUAGUAAGGAAGGGGAGUGGGAGGUCUUCAUGCUUUUAAAAUGUUUGCCAAUUUAUUCAAUAUUGCAGGAUUUGCUGAAUCUUGAUAUGAACUGAUCAAUAAUGUAAUAGACUGGAUUUUCUCCCCUUGGAA